Molecule: messenger RNA, 3497 nt
Organism: Betta splendens (Siamese fighting fish)
Lineage: Eukaryota; Metazoa; Chordata; Actinopteri; Anabantiformes; Osphronemidae
Product: cullin-1
Exons: 22
Coding region: 454-2784 (776 amino acids)
Biological process (GO): protein ubiquitination; SCF-dependent proteasomal ubiquitin-dependent protein catabolic process
Cellular component (GO): SCF ubiquitin ligase complex
Molecular function (GO): ubiquitin protein ligase binding
Source: RefSeq, a predicted model, not a curated record
CCGUGAAUGCGUCGUGAUUCGGUGGCUGCUGAGCUGAUCUUUGUGCGAACGAAGCCGAGCGGUCGCAGUUAGCAAGGGACAAGUGGGCAAAUACACACCGACACGAAUAUAGAAUAUAGGAGGCAGUUUUCAGGCCUGGAGACCCGCAUCCACCGCGACCAUACAGUGACAGUGACGGCCUGAAAAUGGUCAUGUGGUGAGAGCUGCUGAAGCUUUAGGUGGAGGAGUGGACGACUGCGCCACCCAGGCGUAUAGAGUGGGAGCGCAUCCUGGCUCACAACUGACAACCAGCUUCUCGACGCGCUACUGCCGCUGCCAGAUGGACUGCGCACUGUGAGUAGAGCGAGUCAGGCCAGAUAUCAACCGCGGAGAGGAGCCGGGGGGCGAGCGCUGACUGGAGCAGGAACAGGAGGCAGUUUUCACUUGGGAGAGGAGAGGACGAGAGACUCUACGAUGUCGUCGAACAGGACCCAGAACCCCCACGGACUGAAACAGAUAGGCCUGGACCAGAUAUGGGACGACCUGCGGGCUGGCAUCCAGCUGGUGUACACACGGCAAAGCAUGGCUAGGUCACGCUACAUGGAACUCUACACACAUGUAUAUAACUAUUGUACCAGUGUCCACCAGUCUGGCCAGAUCAGAGGCUCUGGGGUUCCAGCUAAGCCCUCCAAAAAGUCCACUACACCAGGCGGGGCUCAGUUUGUAGGCCUGGAGCUCUACAAGCGGCUCAAGGAGUUUCUGAAGAACUAUUUGACCAGCCUGCUCAAGGAUGGUGAGGAUCUAAUGGACGAGUGUGUGCUGAAGUUUUACACCCAGCAGUGGGAGGAUUACCGUUUUUCUAGUAAGGUCCUCAACGGGAUCUGCGCCUACCUCAACCGCCACUGGGUCAGACGAGAGUGUGACGAGGGACGCAAGGGCAUAUACGAGAUCUACUCUCUUGCACUUGUGACCUGGAGGGAGUGUUUGUUCCGACCCCUCAACAAACAGGUAACAAAUGCUGUCCUGAAGCUGAUAGAGAGAGAAAGAAAUGGUGAGACCAUAAACACCAGACUGAUCAGUGGGGUGGUCCAGUCCUACGUUGAACUGGGUUUGAAUGAAGAGGACGCCUUUGCCAAAGGUCCCACGCUGUCCGUCUACAAAGAGUACUUUGAAUGUCAGUUCCUGACUGACACAGAACGCUUCUACACGCGUGAGAGCACAGAGUUCCUGCAGCAGAACCCUGUCACAGAGUACAUGAAAAAGGCGGAGGCUCGUCUACUAGAAGAGCAGCGGCGUGUGCAGGUUUACCUCCAUGAGUCCACCCAGGAUGAACUGGCCAGGAAGUGUGAGCAGGUCCUCAUAGAGAAACACCUAGAGAUCUUCCACACAGAGUUUCAGAACCUGCUGGAUGCCGACAAGAAUGAAGACCUGGGCCGGAUGUACAACCUGGUGUCACGGAUCACAGAUGGCCUGGGUGAACUGAAGAAACUGUUAGAGACUCACAUCCAUAACCAGGGGCUGGCUGCCAUCGAGAAGUGUGGCGAGGCCGCGCUGAACGACCCCAAAGUGUACGUCCAGACCACCCUGGACGUCCAUAAGAAGUACAACGCCUUGGUCAUGUCCGCCUUUAACAACGAUGCCGGCUUUGUGGCAGCACUGGACAAGGCAUGUGGUCGCUUCAUAAACAACAACGCCGUCACCAGGAUGGCUCAGUCGUCCAGCAAGUCUCCUGAGCUGCUGGCCAGAUACUGCGAUUCUUUACUCAAGAAGAGCUCUAAAAAUCCGGAGGAGGCAGAACUGGAGGACACACUCAACCAAGUGAUGGUUGUUUUUAAAUACAUCGAGGAUAAAGACGUUUUCCAGAAGUUCUAUGCUAAGAUGUUGGCCAAACGUCUGGUUCAUCAGAACAGCGCCAGCGACGAUGCAGAGGCCAGCAUGAUCUCCAAACUCAAGCAAGCGUGUGGGUUUGAGUACACAUCCAAGCUCCAGCGGAUGUUCCAGGACAUCGGAGUCAGCAAAGACCUGAACGAGCAGUUUAAGAAGCAUCUGACUAACUCUGAACCUUUAGACUUGGACUUCAGUAUCCAGGUUCUGAGCUCGGGGUCGUGGCCUUUCCAGCAGUCCUGCACCUUUGCUCUUCCAUCUGAGCUGGAGAGAAGCUAUCAGCGCUUCACGGCAUUUUACGCCAGCAGACACAGCGGCAGGAAGCUGACCUGGCUCUAUCACCUGUCCAAAGGAGAGCUGGUCACCAACUGUUUCAAGAACAGGUACACGCUGCAGGCCUCCACCUUCCAGAUGGCCAUACUGCUGCAGUACAACACAGAGGACUGCUACACGGUCCAGCAGCUCACUGACAGCACACAGAUCAAGACUGACAUUCUGGUUCAAGUUUUGCAAAUAUUGUUAAAAUCAAAGCUGCUGGUGUUAGAGGACGAGAACGCUAACGUGGACGAGGUGGAGUUUAAACCUGACACAGUCAUCAAACUGUUCCUCGGCUACAAGAAUAAGAAACUGAGGGUGAACAUUAACGUCCCCAUGAAGACGGAGCAAAAACAGGAGCAAGAGACGACUCACAAGAACAUAGAAGAAGAUCGAAAGCUGCUAAUCCAGGCUGCUAUAGUGAGGAUCAUGAAGAUGAGGAAGGUCCUGAAGCACCAGCAGCUGCUGGCUGAAGUCCUGAACCAGCUGUCGUCCCGAUUCAAACCCAGAGUCCCUGUCAUCAAGAAAUGUAUCGACAUCCUGAUAGAGAAGGAGUAUCUGGAGCGAGUGGACGGUGAGAAGGACACCUACAGCUACCUGGCCUGAACGUCGCCGCCCACCUGCCGCCUCUCCUCGGUUUUAUUUUAUGUUAUUAUAAUUUUUUUUAUUUUAUGUCUGAGUAAUAAAGUGUGGACCCCUCUGAGCGCUGGACAUGUGAGUGUUGCCGAUCAUGUGACCGCCCCAGUAUGACCUGUGAGGGAGGAGGGUGUCGACUUUCUGCUGCCCCUCCAGCGUUGAAGGAAGCGACGACAGGGAAACCCCACGUACACGCUCGCCUGUCCCGUUCCAUCUGUAGGACCUGAACACAUUCACUUCCCUGCUGUCAUAUGUAAAUACCAACCAUAGACUCCAAGAGGAAACCCUCCCUUCUUUACAUAGCGCAAACGUAAUGAAUUAGCCUACAGCCAAUCAGAGGAGAGCCGCAUCCAAAGGUUUCUGCAUGCUACUGCCUACCUGCACUGCGGUGACCACAAAAAGAUUAAUUGUUACCUUUUAAGUCGAGUCUCUGGGCAUCUGAUGCAGCCUGUUGUACGACGACGCCAACAUCAACGCCGGCCCUGUAAUUUAACCGAACUGGAGGCGGUGGGAGAGUUUAAAGUGGCCGCGGCGCUGCCUCGUCCGCUGACAGUGUCUCAGUUUGGGUUCGAGGUCGGUUGGGUUCAUGCAGGAGGUGUUUCAUUACUGAACGGUGGACAUUUGUAUAGUGUGGUUCAUUUUCUAAAUGUGUGAUAAAUAAAAACAAGGAAAGAUUUCUCUAA